AUGUCUUUUGCUCUUAUUCCCACUCCAUUAUGUGGAUCAGAAGAGAAACUUGAGAAGUUUCUUAGUCUCAUCAGCGACAUUGCCGAUACAACAUAUGCCAACGAGCCGCGAAAUGUGUCCUACUCUUGGUUUAGGAAGAGCCCCCUAGAUCAGCAAGAUGAGCACCGCUGCUGUGGAUUCGAAGUGUACGCCGACGAACUAGCUUUAACACAAGCCCAUCGAAGCAGUCCAGAAUACAAGAGAAUGCGAUCUGUAGGCGUGGAGGAGCAACUCUUCGUCCAUCCCACUGCUCUCAUUUUUCUAGAACCAGCUUGUGCGAAUGGAUUUCUUGCGAGAGAAGUAGCAGAUGUCCAGUUCAAACAUUCACAAACGAACAGCAACCUCAUCGUUGUGAGAAGAUAUAUCACGAAACAUUAUGAAGAGACUAAAGUCCUUUUGGAAGAAUUGAACCUGCUGGCCCGGAAGUGUAGGGAGAUGGAGCAUGUUCUCACAUUUAUGCCAUUGAAAAGAAAAGAUGGAGUCGCUACGGAGGUCUCAGUGCUUGAGAGAUAUACAUCCCAGGAGAAAUAUGAACAAACGCAGAUAUCAUUAGAAGAGUUGAGGUACGAUGAAGAUAUUGGGCAAGGGGAAAUAUCAAGGCUGACUUCACGCUCAGGACUAGAACUGAAGGUUUCGCAGAACAAGUGGACACAUCAUACUGGGAGAAUGGGAUCGGGCACAUUCGAUCUAAGGGUUUCAUUGAAGCGGCUUGAAGCUCUAGCCGAGCUAUAUCAGCAGUAG
This is a messenger RNA of Lindgomyces ingoldianus, 780 nucleotides long. RefSeq lists its product as uncharacterized. The record is from RefSeq and is a predicted model, not a curated record. NCBI's taxonomy places the organism in Eukaryota, Fungi, Ascomycota, Dothideomycetes, Pleosporales, Lindgomycetaceae. The transcript is spliced from 3 exons. Bases 1 to 780 code for a protein of 259 amino acids.